GAACUCAUAAAGUUGAUUGUUCGGAAGGUUUUGAUUGAAUUGAAGAUCAAUUAUCUAAAUGUGAGUGACCAUAUAGUGGGAAUUGAUGAUCCCGUUGAACAAGUAACGAGGUUGCUGGAGGUUGGUUCAGAGGGUGUACGUAAGGUUGGAAUUUGUGGAAUGGGAGGGAUUGACAAGACAACUCUAGCCAAGGUUGUCUACAAUCGCCUUUCUUCUCAUUUCGAGAGUUGCAGUUUCAUCACUGAUGUCCGAGAAACAGCAAAAGCCCAUGCUCUUCCAACUUUACAGAAACAACUAACACGUGACAUCCUCAGUUGUAACUGCGGAGCACCUCUUAACGUUGACGAAGGGAUCAACCUGAUCAGACAGAGGUUUCAGAAUAAGAGAGUUCUCACUCUUCUUGAUGAUGUUGACCACAGGGAUCAACUCCAAGGCACUAGUAGGGAAACAUGAUUGGUUUGGUUCCGGAAGUAGGAUUCUAGUUAUGACAAGAGACAGGAGUGUCUUCAAUGCAGGAAGGGAAGGCACCUCUGAAGUUCCAGAUCACUAUGAAGGUGACUGGAUUUAUGAAGUUGCCGAAUUGAAGCGCGCACAAGCCUUGCAACUAUUCAGCAGACACGCUUUCAGAACAAACUCUCCUCCACAAGACUACAUGGCUCUGUCAAAAGAGGUAGCCCUCACCACUGGAGGGCUCCCUUUGGCAAUUGAGGUCAUAGGUUCCUUUUUGUGUGGCAAAAGCAAGGCGGUAUGGGAAGGUACUUUGGAAAGGUUGAAAGAUGUCCCACAUAAGGAAGUUGAGAAGAAACUGAUGAUAAGUUAUGAGGCAUUGGAAUAUGAACAACAACAAAUAUUUCUCGAUAUUGCAUGUUUCUUUAACAAAAGGAAUAGAAUAAAUGCUUUUUAUAUGUGGGAUGACUGUGGCUUUUGUCCAGAGUAUGGUUUAGAAGUCCUUCUCCUAACGUCUUUAGUUAAAAUUCAAGAUAAUGAUGAGUUAUCCAUGCAUGAUCAACUUAAAGACCUCGGUAGGGAGAUUGUUCGCCGUGAGAAUCGUAAAGAUCCCGGGAGGCGUAGUAGGUUGUGGAAUGACAGGGAAGCACUAGAUGUGCUGAAAAGUAAGAAGGGAACAGAUGAAGUUGAAGCACUUGUUUUGAACUAUUAUACUAACGGUUCUGAUACUGCCUUAAAGAACCAGAGCUUUACAUGUGAAGAAUUUUCAAGCCUCUCAGAGCUAAGAUACCUCCAAAUGCAUAGCGCGGACCUUGUUGGAGACUUUGAGCAUCAUUUCUCAAAACUAAGAUGGCUUUCUUGGAAAAAUUGUCCUCCAGAUUUUCUAGCUACCAAUUUUCAUCCUAGAAAUCUAGUGGUUCUUGACCUGUCAUGGAGCAAAAUAACACACAAAUGGAAAGGCUGGAAGCAGAUUGAGAUGGCCAAGAAACUGAAAGUUCUGAAUCUUUCCCACUGCGACAACUUGACCAGUACACCAGACUUAUUAGCCUAUGGAAGCCUGCAAAGAUUGAUUCUUGAAGGGUGUUUGCGUUUGUUUCGUAUUGAUGCGUCAAUUGUUCACUUGAAGUGCCUCACUCAUUUGAAUCUCCGAGGAUGUUAUUCUCUGAAACACAACACCUGGCGUAAUAUAAGUUUCCUGGAGGAUCUUGAAGAGCUCAUUACGGACGUACCUUCUCAGAAAGCUGUUUUUAUGUCACAAAGGACAGAGAAGCUGGAUACUUUAAUUGCUACGCAUUGGUAUUCAAGAGUAUUAACGAUCUCACAUGUGCAUCACAAGAUCAACCCGAAAUGGUACACACCAAAGUGUCCUCUCCAUCAACUGUCAGCCAAUUUCACAUACCCAAGCACAGGAAUGACUCAGUCUAGAGAUUCGAAAGGAGUGGAAGCAGAACACAAAGAUUUGGCUUCAAACCAAGUAGAGUGGGUGGAGAGACUUACAGAAUCAGUGGGGUAUUUGGAAUCACUGGUUGAGCUGGACUUAUCAAGCACAGGAAUUACCGAAUUACCUGAUUUGAUAGGUAAUCUGAAGAAUUUGAAAGUGCUGAGAAUUGAUGGAAGUUGCAUAAGAAAGUUACCUGAUGCUAUAGGAAAGGCAGAGAAACUCGAGGAACUACAUGCCUUAAAAAGUGAGAGGUUAGAGGAAGUUCCUAGUAAUUUUGUGUGCCUUCCCUGCUUGAGAAUCUUGAGAUUAUCAAGAACUGCCAUAACUAGAAUACCGAAACUUCCAGCAAGCCUAACCAGUCUACAAAUCGAAUCACGAUCAGCAAGCACUAUCCCUGAUCUGUCGAACCUCAUCAACAUAAGAGACUUGGACUUGGAUUUGAGGAUAUUUUCCUCUAGAGAGCCAUCUCACCUUCUACAAACUCCAGGCCCCUGUUGGAUUGGGAACUUAUCCAAAUUGGAGCGCUUAAAAUUGUCCCUUCCAAAUAUCAUCUCUCUGCCUUCAUCUUUAUGCUCACUUUCAGGUCUCAAGAAACUUGAACUCCUGUCCUGUGUAAACCUCAAAUCCCUGCCACUGCUUCCCACUAGUUUGACGGAAUUAUCCAUCCGAAAUUGUAUAUCAAUGAUAACAUUACCGACAGUUUCCAAUUUGGAGAACUUGUUGUUAUUUGCUCUUGCCGAGACACAGGUAACUGAGAUGGAAGGACUUCGGGGCCUAGUAUCACUCAAAUAUUUGGAUAUACAAAGGUGCAAAAUAGAAAAUCUCGAUGGGCUCCAACAAUUGCAAAAUUUAUCCACACUGAAGGUUUCAACCUGUGAGUUCCUCCAGAGACUGCCUGAUCUUGAAGAAUUAGAAUGCUUGGAAGAGUUGUGGAUUCAAAAUUGCAUUUCCUUGCAAAGAUUGCCAAACCUAUCAAACUUGAAGAAGCUGAAAGUUUUGAAUGUAUACAAAUGUGAGAAGAUUCACAGCAUUCAUGGAGUAGAGGAAUUGAAUUCCCUGAAGGAUCUAACUGUGUGUGGAUGCGAGGCAGAAUCUUCGCCUAAUGUGUGUCUUGCAAAGAAGAGAGUUCUCCAACAGCAUUGGCAAGCCGGGGCUUUUCAAGAAUUCUGAGUUGGUAAUAGCAUGAACUCCAAAGGGAUCUCAAUUAACGAGGCUAUUCGGUACCUUACAUGUACUUUCUUGCCCUCGCCCUUGGCGAGCGUUGCUUUUUUUUUACUUCAGUUAAUUGUAACAGUCUUGCGUGUAGUUUCUAAAAGUUAACUAAAUGCUAGAUCUAGAAAGUCCG
Messenger RNA from Eucalyptus grandis, 3233 nucleotides. Its product is annotated as disease resistance protein RPV1-like. Gene Ontology annotation, biological process: defense response. The coding region runs from base 404 to 3058 and encodes 884 amino acids. Gene Ontology annotation, molecular function: protein binding; ADP binding. The transcript is spliced from 4 exons. The record is from RefSeq and is a predicted model, not a curated record. NCBI's taxonomy places the organism in Eukaryota, Viridiplantae, Streptophyta, Magnoliopsida, Myrtales, Myrtaceae.